UAAAAAAUGGCGAGCUAUCUUUCAUUCUUGAAAAUUGAAGCAGAGAGUUUCCGCUGCUGCAAAAGAGCUUCACCCCAAUUACUUCAAUGGCAGCUCUAAUGAAGAGAAGCUGCAAAUUAUCAUCUGUUUACAAAUGUAAUUUCUUCUCUUCUACUACUGCUGGUACAAUCCCUUUGGUUGAUUCCCCUUCCUUUGCUCAGAGGCUAAGAGAUCUCCCUAAAGAUCUCCCCGGUACCAAAAUCAAGAAAGAAGUUUCUCAGCUUAUUGGUCGAACGCCCCUCGUUUAUCUUAACAAAGUUACCGAGGGCUGCGGCGCUUAUGUUGCCGUUAAACAAGAAAUGAUGCAGCCCACUGCCAGCAUCAAAGACAGACCGGCGUUUGCCAUGAUCACUGAUGCCGAAGAAAAGGGCCUCAUCACUCCCGGAAAGACAACGUUGAUCGAGCCCACAUCAGGAAAUAUGGGAAUAAGCAUGGCGUUUAUGGCGGCAAUGAAAGGCUACAAAAUGGUACUAACAAUGCCUUCGUACACGAGCUUAGAAAGAAGGGUUACUAUGAGAGCUUUCGGAGCUGAUUUAAUCCUCACCGAUCCUACUAAAGGAAUGGGAGGCACCGUCAAGAAAGCUUAUCAGCUUCUAGAAGCUACCCCCGAUUCUUUCAUGCUUCAACAGUUUUCGAAUCCUGUAAAUACUCAGGUACAUUUUGAGACAACGGGUCCUGAAAUAUGGGAAGACACUAACGGAAAAGUCGACAUUUUUAUUAUGGGGAUCGGAAGCGGUGGCACUGUCUCCGGAGUCGGACAAUACCUUAAAUCGAAAAAUCCACAAGUCAAGAUUUACGGGCUUGAGCCGGAAGAAAGCAAUAUUCUGAAUGGCGGUAAACCAGGCCCUCAUCACAUUACUGGCAACGGAGUUGGAUUCAAACCCGAUAUCCUCGAUAUGGAUGUAAUGGAAGAAGUUCUUAUGGUUUCGAGUGAAGAUGCUGUCACUAUGGCCAGACAAUUGGCACUAAAAGAAGGCCUAAUGGUUGGGAUUUCGUCGGGGGCUAAUACAGUUGCGGCACUUAGGCUUGCAAGAAGGCCUGAAAACAAGGGCAAACUCAUUGUGACUAUUCAUCCGAGUUUCGGAGAGCGAUACUUGUCGUCGAUUUUGUUCGAGGAGCUGAGGAAAGAAGCUGAGAAUAUGCAGCCUGUUUCAGUUGAUUAAGGAUUUGUAACAUAUUUUAUAUAAAAAUAAAUUAAAAAAGCUUGUGAAGUAUGUAAUAGUUAAAUGAUUUAAUGAAUCAAUUCCAUUAUUGAUUUUAUGAUUGUGUUGUUGCAUAUUUAUCUAAUUUUUAUUUAUUGUAUUUGAGUGA
Messenger RNA from Erythranthe guttata (spotted monkey flower), 1350 nucleotides. RefSeq names its product cysteine synthase C1 (gene CYSC1). The record is from RefSeq and is a predicted model, not a curated record. Gene Ontology annotation, molecular function: cysteine synthase activity. NCBI's taxonomy places the organism in Eukaryota, Viridiplantae, Streptophyta, Magnoliopsida, Lamiales, Phrymaceae.